CAUGCACCUGUAUCAGCAUCGACCCCAAAGGUAAAAUCGUGGCUGUCCGGCACCACGGCUGGCAAGGUGUUUGGUCCUCAACUCUUACAACGGCAUCCAGCUGACGUCACUGGCGGCAGGGAACACUCAGGUCAACGCCCUCAGCUUCUCACCUGACGGCAAGCAACUUGCAGUGGGGACCUUUGAUGGUUUCAUCCAGAUUUUCUACGUGCAAGACGAAGGUCACAAUUUCUUCAGGUCUCAAAUCUCAUCGCUCAAGCACAACAACAUGUUCAUCAUGAACCUGGAUUGGUCCCUGGACUCAAGGAUUCUACAGACUGUUCUAGGGGAUUACGACAUCGUCUACUGGGAUGUCUCGACCUCUCAAAAGUUUAAGUCUGCCAGAAACUUCCGUGACGUCAAGUGGGCCACCCAGAACUGUCCCAUCGGCCACUCCAUCAUAGGUCCGUGGCAGAAUCUUGACCGCGGUGACGUCAUCAACGUGGUGGCCAGGUCCCAGUACAGAGACCUGAUGGUGGUGGGCGACAGCAAGGGCAGGAUCAGGCUCUACAAGUGGCCUAGCUCGGUGCCUAAGGCCAGUUUCAGGAACACGAAGGUCUACUCAACAAACGUCACGUGUGCGACCUUCACCUACGACGACAGUUUCGUCAUCACGUCUGGUGGGAACGAUGCCGCCCUGAUGCAGUUCUCCGUCCUUGACCCACUCAACACCAGAUAACUAACCACGUGACCUCUGA
Molecule: messenger RNA, 737 nt
Organism: Physella acuta
Lineage: Eukaryota; Metazoa; Mollusca; Gastropoda; Physidae
Product: echinoderm microtubule-associated protein-like 2
Biological process (GO): microtubule cytoskeleton organization
Cellular component (GO): mitotic spindle
Molecular function (GO): microtubule binding
Source: RefSeq, a predicted model, not a curated record